GCCGCAUAGAGGGCGGGAUGGCUGGAGGUGGGCCGCGAGUAGAAGGCGGUGGAUGCUUCAGGUAUAAAAAGCCUGGAAAAGAAUCGCUAGAAACUAUUCCGAGAACAGUGAGGAAGGAGGAGGAAUUGUGUUGGGAUGUGGCUGAGCUAGGUGCUGAGCCGCGAAGAGCUCUUCGUUGUCUGGAGAUCUGAAGUAGUUGGCCACUGGCAGCGCAGGCAGGGUCGGGCUCUGGCAGGACACUGGCUUCUAUUGGUUUGAGGGGAUCAUCAUCGGUUCAGUCAUCAGCCCGGAAACUGAGUGAAGUAUGAAUUUAACAAAAUGGAGCUCCAAAGGUACUUUGGGUUGGGAUGCAGUUGUCUUCAUGCACUAUCUGAUUGCUGUUGCAUUACUUAUUGAAAACGCUGCUACUAUGGUGAUACAUCAAGUGACACAGACCUCUAAUAGUUUAGAAGGAUUAGACAAUACUGCCUUUUGGUGGGGUGAAUGGGCCAAGUGGACAGGAUGCACCCGGACUUGCGGAGGAGGCAUCAAAACACAGGAAAGACAUUGCCUGCAACAAAGAAGGCUUGCAGUGUUGGGAGCUGAUAACCAGACUUGUAAUGGUACUCCUAAACGAUAUCAGCUCUGCAAUAUACAGGAGUGUCCAGCUAAUGGGAGAAGCUUUCGAGAUGAGCAGUGUUCAUCUUUUAACUCCCGGGUUUAUAAUGGAAGGACUUACAAAUGGACACCGUUAUAUCCAGACGAUUAUGUGCACAUUUCAAGCAAGCCUUGUGAUCUUCAGUGUACUACAGCAGAUGGACAGAGACAACUAAUGGUCCCAGCACUGGAUGGAACAUCUUGUAAAUACAGGGAAUACCGAGGAGUCUGUAUAGCUGGCAUAUGUGAGCCCAUUGGAUGUGAUGGGGUGCUCUUUUCCACCCAGACUCUCGACAAAUGUGGUGUGUGCCAGGGCAAUGGAAGCAGCUGCAUUAGAGUGACUGGCAACUACAGGAAGGGAGCAAUCUACCUGGGUUAUUCUCUGAUAACCCACAUCCCAGUUGGUGCAACAGAUAUCCAAAUAAUUGAAAGAAAGAAAUCUGAUGAUGUUUUGGCUGUUGCAGAUGAAUCUGGAAACUUCUUUGUGAAUGGCAAUUUGAAAGUGGAAGGUCCAAGAAACUUUCACCUUGCAGGCACCAUUUUUAAAUAUAGGAGACCAAUGGAUGUGCAUGAAACUGGUAUUGAAUACAUUGUGGCUCAAGGACCGACUGAUCUGGGAGUUAAUAUUCUGUUACUUAUUCAAAGUGGCAAGAACCCUUAUGUUACCUAUGAAUAUACAAUACCACGGAUUCUACACUUCAAAAGACUUCGACCUUCCUUUGAUUCAUUUUACUACAUGCCUGGGUCAGAUUCUCAAGGCAUAGAAUUUGAUGAUGGGCGCCUUGAUGCGAGUUAUGAUUUGGAUAGUGAAGAGAAUCUGGCCAAUUUUCAUACUAAUGCAAGUCACAGUGAGAGACUUUCAAAGAAAAUUUCAGAACAAGGAAACAAGGUGUUAGGAACAGUGAACAAUAUGGCUGGUUUUGACGUGAGCAGCACUGUCUAUGAUGAAACAGCUCGUAAGCUUAAAUCAGAAGAUGAAAACAUACAGCAAAGCAAAGAAGGGUUCAUCAACUUCAGUGCAAAUAUGACUGAAAACUCAAGAGGAGGUCCAAUCUACUCUUCAAGGUCCAAUACAGCCGGUUUCCUGGUAUAUUAUGAAGAAAAUGAAAAUAUGGGGAGCUACAAAGUUAAUGAUACACCCCUGGAACUGACCUUUAACAUGUCUACAGAGAUUCCAUUCUCCAAUGAAACACUUCUGCAGAUUAUUCAUCAAGCAAACAGAACACAGAAAUUGCGGAAUAGACUGAAGAUGCUGAGAAAGGGCCUGGGAGUGAGCGCUGCUGACAUGUACAGAUGGAAGCUGUCAUCUCAUGAACCUUGUAGUUCCACCUGCGCAACAGGAGUAUCGACUUCUUACGCAUUGUGUGUUCGUUAUGAUGGCAUUGAAGUUGAUGAUUCAUAUUGUGAUUCUGUGACUCGACCAGAGCCAGUUCAUGAAUUUUGUGUUGGAAGAGAAUGUCAACCAAGAUGGGAGACUAGCAGUUGGAGUGAGUGCUCACGUACCUGUGGAGAAGGACACCAAUUCAGAAUAGUCCGCUGCUGGAAGAUUCUCUCUGCAGGGUUUGACAGUUCAGUGUACAAUGAAAUGUGUGAAUCUGCUGAUCUCUCCAAGCCAUCUGAACAUAAAACCUGCAAAAACCCAUCUUGUGGCCCACAGUGGGAGAUGUCAGAGUGGUCAGAGUGUACAGCAAAGUGUGCAGAACGGGUUACCGUAACUAGAGAAGUAAGGUGCUCAAAGGAAGAGUGGUUGUGUGAUGAGAAAACAAAGCCACCAUCUCAGAAAGAUUGCGUUGGACCCCCUUGUGAUCGACAGUGGACAGUCUCAGACUGGGGCCCGUGCUCGGGGCCAUGUGGGCAGGGAAGAAUGAUAAGACAUGUGUACUGCAAGAAUUCAGAAGGAAGAGUAAUGCCUGAAUCCCAAUGUAAUCCUCAAUCAAAACCCCAUGGCAUACAUCCCUGUGGAGCCAAAGAUUGUCCACCUCAUUGGCUGGCCCAGGAUUGGGAACGAUGCAAUACAACGUGUGGCAGAGGAAUGAAAAGGAGAGUUGUUCUAUGUGUGGGAAUCGUAAAUGGAAAAGUUAAAAUUUCUAAUCCCGAGGAAUGUGAUACCACUCAGAAGUUGAUUGAAGAAACAACAUGCUUUGAGCGUCCAUGUUUCAAAUGGUUUACUACUUCAUGGUCUGAGUGCACUAAGACCUGUGGAGUUGGAGUAAGAAUGAGAGAUGUGAAAUGUUAUCAGGGAAAAGAAAUUGUCCGAGGAUGUGACCCACUCUUGAAACCUGUUGCAAAGCAAAGCUGUGAACUCCAGGCCUGUCCUACACAGCCGCCAGAUGACAGUUGUCAAGAUCAACUUGGGACUAACUGUGUACUGGCAAUUAAAGUCAAUCUGUGUUCCCACUGGUAUUACAGCAAAGCGUGCUGCAGAUCCUGUAGAACUGCUGAUUCAUAGUACAGACUGGCAGAAUUAUUGCACCUCCCAACAUGUGAAUAAAAGAAUGAUGUGAAACUGAUGGAAUUAGUUUUACUGCAAGAAUUGGGUGGCACCUUCCCUCAGAGACAUGUGUCUUAUUGGCAGGCCAUCAAGCUGGACAAAAAAAACCUAUGCUGUGAAGCUGUCAGGUUCUCUGGAGACCCAAGUGUUGCAUGCUGUCAUGUAUAGCAUUCUGCCCUAACUGUGUGGCAGAGCCAUUGUACUCCAUUUCAAUUAUUCAGUUAUAAAUUAUUUUAUUACAAUGGAAUCACAACUAAUGCUACGGAACAUGGAGACAUGGUUGAAUGAAUAUCAAACUAUCAUACAAGGCCAUUUGGUGCAAUAAUAAUAUCAUCAAUUUAAUGUAAUUCUGUAUUACAUGC
Molecule: messenger RNA, 3489 nt
Organism: Hemiscyllium ocellatum (epaulette shark)
Lineage: Eukaryota; Metazoa; Chordata; Chondrichthyes; Orectolobiformes; Hemiscylliidae
Gene: adamtsl2
Product: ADAMTS-like 2
Exons: 19
Coding region: 305-3085 (926 amino acids)
Biological process (GO): extracellular matrix organization
Cellular component (GO): extracellular matrix
Source: RefSeq, a predicted model, not a curated record